Messenger RNA from Rubroshorea leprosula, 3873 nucleotides. The record is from the annotation of a GenBank genome assembly. NCBI's taxonomy places the organism in Eukaryota, Viridiplantae, Streptophyta, Magnoliopsida, Malvales, Dipterocarpaceae.
GAAACCUGAGCUUGAAAGUGAACACUCACAAACCCAAGAACAGGCCAUUUCAUUUCAUCAAAACAGUGACGCAUACAUUUACCUCACUCAGAUUACACUCCAUUUUCGUCCAUCUUUCUGAUAUAUCAAGCUGAAAUGGAGCAAAUCUUGGCCAUAAUCAAGCUUGAAGCUUGCGGCAUCAUUUAGGAUCUUCCUUGUCCUUUUCUCAUACUUCUCUUUCUUUCACACCCUUUACAAAAGCUACUGUUUUUAUGGGGAUGGGUUACCGGAGAAUGAUAUCAGGCAACUUGGAUCCAGAGAGGAAGAGGAGCGGUGGAUUGAGAACUAAGCAGGCGGGAAGAGGGUCGUGCCGUGGAAGUUAGCUUUUUUUUUUUUAUGUUGUUGACAAGCUUUUGAGUUUACUCCGGAAAUUUGCUGGCACCGGAUGUGAGCUGCCUGUUACACGUACUUUUGUCUAUCUAUCGUAUAGGUUGCAAUUGUGUUGUUAGUUGCUUUAGUGUUUGCCUCAGAGAGGAGCCAAUAGCCAUGGAUGUUUCGCUGAGAGAGGCGUUAAGGAUGCUCUGCAAGACCUAUCGCUGGUCUUAUGCUGUGUUUUGGAAAAUUGGGUGCCAGAAUACAACGUUAUUAAUUUGGGAAGAUUGUUACUAUGAACCAUCACCUCGCUCUGUUCCUGCCAAUAAGAACCCUGAGUUCCCUUUUGGAGGGUGGCAAGGAUGCUUUGGUUCUGAAGUUCCUUCCUCUCAGAUUGGGACUCAAUCAUGGGAUAGAGUGCACAUGCUGAUCAACAAAAUGAUGACGAACAACAGGAUAAACUUAAUAGGUCAAGGAAUGGUGGGCCGAUCUGCAUUUACUGGAAGCCAUCAGUGGAUUAUUGCAAACAAUUUCGCUAGAGACGCCCAUCCACCGGAGGUUCUCAAUGAAGUGCAUCUCCAAUUUUCAGCUGGCAUGCAGACGGUUGCUGUUAUUCCUGUUCUUCCUCAUGGUGUUGUUCAGUUUGGUUGUUCACUGCCCAUUGUGGAGGACGUGGGAUUCAUCAAUACUGUAAAGAGUUUAAUCCAGCAGUUGGGUUGCAUUCCAGGGGCCCUUCUCUCUAACAGCUAUGGAACCAAUGAAUGUUCUGAGAAAGUUGGGAUACCCAUUUCACUUGAAACACCGGUUUCUAUAGAUCCCUCUGGAAUUUAUGGGGCACCAACCGCUGUCCCUUUAAUGGCUGAAAGCUGCAACCAACUAAGCAACCCAUCUGAGUCUUCAAGGCUUGUUGGCAUGACGUCUUUUCCAGUUAAUCAGAUCAGGGAUAUUCUACAGGCUAAUGCUUCAGCACCUCAAUUACCUAGCCUGUCACAAACUUUGGCUAAACCCCACAAUAAUUACUGUGAACCAAAAAUCAGUCCAGAGAUAAUGUCGAGUCUAAAUUUGAGAGGUCACUUGAAUGGUGGAGUGGUUGGUGCUGAAGUGAUUCCCUCAAAUCCAAGUUUGUGGCUGAACCAGCAGGCUUUGUUAUACAACCAGCGGUCUGGGUUCAACAGUCAGGCUAUGAUUGAUCAAUCAUCAGUGAGUCAUGCUGCUGUGAAAUCAAUGGAACAACUUAUCGUGUCUAAUGCUGAUUUAUGUGAUAAUGUUACCAAUAAUAUGAAUGGAUCAAACAGUCAAGGAAGACCAACAUCAUUUCCGGGCUUUGUUUUGAACCCACAGAAACAAUCAGAUAUUAAUCCUUCCUGCACAGUGCUGUCAGGGAUUGGGUUACAGAAUGUUAAUUCAUCUAGGGCAGAGGUUCCUUUAUCAAUCCUGGUGAAUCGAUCAACUGCUAGUUCCAUUUGUCCUGAGAAUAGUCAAGUUAAUUUAGCUCCAAAGAAAGAAACAAUGGAUAGUGAUUUGCUUCAAGCACUUAAUCUCCCAUUGACCCAUUCUGAUGGCUGUAUUUCUUUGAAUGAGCAACUCCUGGGGGGUGGCGUCCAUGAUUCCCUGAAGCUUGAAAGUGGCACGUCAGGUCCAGGACCCAUAGAUGCUAAGUAUGAAGACUGCAUCAAAUUUUCAGGGGAUGACUUGUUUGACAUUUUGGGGGCUGAUUUGAAGAAAACACUACUUAAUGGCAAAUGGACUGAUGUCCAAGCUGAUGGAGGGAAUGCGAAGACACAGAAACUGGGUAAGGAUAAUUCAAGAUUUGGGAAUACAUUGGGUGGGUUUUCAGAAAAUGAAGGAAUAUCUGAUGGGAAUAUGCACCCUGGAAUUGGUACAGAUCAUCUUUUAGAUGCCGUGGUAUCUAGUUCUCAGUCUGUGUCCAAGCAGAUCUCAGAUGAUGAUGUGUCUGUUAUGACAACAUCAACAAAGAUCAGUAGCUCCUCCAUUCCGAGUAGCUCUCCCAUCUAUGGAAGGGUUAAUAUGUCAGAUCAGGCACAAGGGCAGUUACUUGGCCUUCAGUCUUUAACAAAAGCAGCGCUUCUGGCAUCCAGUUCUUAUCAAUCUAGCUGCAGCAAGGAUGACACAGGAACUUGCUCUCAAACUACUUCUGCUUAUGGGUCCCAAAUUAGUUCAUGGGUUGAACGGAGCCAGAAUUCUAGGCGUGAUACUAAGAAGAAUGAUGAAAUUACCAAACCAAAUCGCAAAAGGUUAAAACCUGGAGAGAACCCUCGACCCAGGCCAAAAGAUCGCCAGAUGAUACAAGAUCGUGUGAAAGAGCUGCGGGAAAUUGUACCAAAUGGUGCAAAAUGUAGCAUAGAUGCUCUUCUAGAGAAGACAAUCAAGCAUAUGCUUUUCUUGCAAAGUGUGACCAAGCAUGCAGACAAGUUAAAACAUACAGGAGAGCCUAAGCUUGUUAAUAAUAAGAACGGUGAGAUAAUUUUAAAAGACAACUUUGAGGGUGGAGCUACGUGGGCAUUUGAGGUUGGGUCACCAUCCAUGGUGUGCCCUAUCAUUGUUGAGGAUCUCAAUCCACCUCGUCAGAUGCUGGUAGAGAUGAUUUGUGAAGACCGUGGUUUCUUUCUAGAAAUAGCUGACCUAAUUAGGGGAAUGGGAUUGACCAUCUUGAAGGGAGCGAUGGAAACUAGACAUGACAAGAUCUGGGCACGCUUUGCAGUUGAGGCAAGCAGGGAUGUUAAGAGGAUGGAAAUAUUUAUGUCGCUUGUUCACCUGUUGGAUCAAACUGCCAAGGGCUGUGUAACACCAACAAGUGCUUUGGAUAGCAACAGUAUGAUGAUCCACCACUCUUUCCCCCAAGCUGCUUCUAUACCUGCAACUGGUAGGGCAAGUGGUUUACAGUGAACAACCUUGCUGCAUUAAUUUCAAGUCUCGAUAUGUUAAGAGCGAGUCACAGCCAUGCCCGCCAUGACUAACAUGUCUUCCGGUCCAAGGUCUAAGGUGGUUCUAACCCUCGUCUAACUCUUUUAGUCUCCCACAAACCAAUUAUAACUGGCUGGGAAUUUGUUUAGGUAGGACUUUGAAAUGUCUGGAGACGACUAUGGGAAUGUUUCAAGGAGGUCUCGGGGACACACUUCUUUAACAUGAUUAUGAAUGGUACUAGGUAGAUUUUUGUAACUUCCUGAAUUUUAUAUGAUGGGUGUUCUUGUAGGCAUGAGUGGAGCAGCACUGUAGUUUGAGGUUCACUAGUAAAUAGGGAGCAUCAGGGAUGAAAUGAAGUGGAUGUAGUCUAUUCCAAGGAAAGACUUAUUUUCUUUUACUUGGUUAUAUUUGGCUUUGGGAUAUUGUAUUUUGUGGCAGUAUUUCAAAACCUUGACGUUCUGCUAAAAGUAAGCUGUUUUUGGUGUUUUGCCUGUAUUAUUUUGUAAUGGUGAUGAUGAUGACUCAGUUAUAAUAUUUUUCUUUACAAUGUUUUUACUUUGUAUGCAAUGUAAUAUCAAAUAAGUAGAUGCGUAUUGA